AUGGCCGAUUCCAGUGAGACCCGGCCGGUUGCUCGGGCCACCAAGCCCGUGAGCGAGGCCCUGCUUAACGAGAAGUGGGAUCGCGCCAUUUCCUCCAUGAUCAUCAAGUCCUCCCUCGGUCUGUCCUUCGGUGUUGUGUUCUCCGUUCUCCUCUUCAAGCGGAGAGCUUGGCCCGCUUGGGUCGGUCUCGGAUUUGGUGCCGGCCGUGCCUGGGAGGAGGCUGACGCUUCAUUCCGCCGGGGCGAUUCGCCUGUUCGAGAUGCUCUGCGUCGCUAG
Molecule: messenger RNA, 276 nt
Organism: Penicillium oxalicum
Lineage: Eukaryota; Fungi; Ascomycota; Eurotiomycetes; Eurotiales; Aspergillaceae
Product: MICOS complex subunit MIC10
Exons: 3
Coding region: 1-276 (91 amino acids)
Cellular component (GO): MICOS complex; mitochondrial inner membrane; mitochondrion
Source: RefSeq, a predicted model, not a curated record